UAAAAUGAAAAAGACAAGCUACUUUCAUUUUCUAAGCAGAACUCUUUUCUCAGAAAGAUUUGUUUUGUAUUGGGUCGGAUUUCGAAUAGGUGCGCAUUGCAAACAACGACAUCAUGUUUAAAAAGAUCUUAAGUUAUACUAAAAAAUAUGGAAUUGGAGCUGCCAGUGCUGUUGCAGUGCUAGGUGUUUUAUAUUAUGAAAAGCAAGUGAAACAUACUGACAUAGCAUAUACGUCGUGGACAAACAAUUUUGAGCCAAGUGUCAAAUGGAUUUCAAAUUGGGAUAGUCGAGAUCCUGAGAGCUUGCUUCAAGCCCCAAAAUCUGGAGAAAUUGAUAAAAACACUGAUGAUUAUAAGAAUUUGAUCAAAACCAAAACACCCACAGCUUCUCGGCACCUCGUCCUCAUUCGACAUGGCCAUUAUAACACUGAUGGCUUAAUGGACUUGGAACGAAAUCUCACCAAGCUAGGAAGAGAGCAAGCUGAUAUCACCGGACAAAGACUCAAGGCACUUAACAAGCCAUACACAGAGUUAAUCUCAUCCACGAUGACAAGAGCUAUGGAAACUGCUGAGAUCAUCCACCAGUAUUUUCCUCUUCUGGACAUAGAGCGCAAUGACUUGCUGAGAGAAGGAGCGCCAAUUCCACCCGAACCUCCUGUUGGUCACUGGAAACCAGAGUUUUAUAAGUUUUAUAGAGAUGGACCAAGGAUAGAAGCAGCUUUCCGAAAAUACUUUCACCGAGCAAAUCCUGAACAACAGGAGGACAGCCAUCAGAUAAUAGUGUGUCAUGCCAACGUGAUCCGCUACUUUGUCUGCAGAGCAUUGCAGUUUCCUCCUGAAGCUUGGUUACGCCUGUCGCUAGCCCAUGCCAGUCUGACAUUUGUGACAAUACGUCCAAGUGGACGUGUGAGCAUUAGAGGUCUAGGAGAUAUUGGUCACAUGCCAGUUGAAAAACUCUCAUAUUCCUGAUGAUAGAAUGUAUUUAGAUUCAUCUGAGUGCUCUUCUACAGCAGUUUAUUUUAGACCGUGUGUCGAACAAUUUUUGGGUAUCUUUAGAAAUCACAUAGUGCAUUUUUCACGAAAGAAUAACUGUCCAAAUUAUUUUUAAAAUAGUAACAUUCAUUUUCAUUACACAUAAUGUAACUAUUCAGUUGAAAUAACAUGUAUUUGGUGACUAAUCUUAUUAAUUUCAAAACGUGCUGGAAAAGGAUUAAUGUCCUUGAACAUGCUUUUAAAUGUAUAGCAGAGACAUUGCUGACAGACUUUGUAAUGACUAUAAUUGGAUAUUAAAUAUACGUGCAUAAAAUAUUACCAGUACUGGAAGUAUAUUAAAUGUGUUUCUGGCCAUCCUUGUGUUUGUACUAGUUCAAACUUUGGUGUAUUUCCUAAUGUACAUUGUUUCCUGUGUAAGAAAUCAUUGGAAGUAUUCAAAACAAGAAUCUGUAUUUAGCAUGUAAUUUUAGUCAUUACCCAAUUUUGCUAGUCGAAAACAGCUUACAAUGGCAGCAGACUUAGGACAAUGAAAGAAAUCUAAGUCCUUGUAGUAUUUGAGGGACAUUUUAAAUAUUAGUAUUCUUGCUGAACAUUUCAACAUUGAAAUCGUCUUCGUUUUCUUUUCUUUUUUCUUCUUUUUGUUCCGGAUAUAUCAGUGUAUUAUGAUUUUAUUGUGUGGCUUAGAGUACAUUCAGCACCACCAGUGUGACUGUUGUCUAUCUAAAUCUAGACAACCGUUGGUGAUUCUGUAAAUUCAAUUUUCUCUGCAUGGAUAAUAAUUAAUAUACAUCUAUAAUAUAACACGCACAGUGUCUCACCUGCUUCAUUUACACAUUUAUUAAUUUUAUGGUUUGGAUAUGUGCAGUGAAGACGCACUGUUACAUGACUGAUACACAGAAAUGUUUUAAAAUUUACACAUUUAUUAUUAUUUGGAUUAUAGACUGACAAAUUAAAUAUCAUUAGGCCUAUGUUACAUAUUUUUUACACAAAUGAAACAUAUUUGCAAAGUUGCAACACUGCAAAGCAGAGGCUUCAGAUAUUCAGAUUUUGAAUCAAGUUCAAAAUGCUCAAAUUUAUUAAUUUGUUUUACAAAUAUUACAUUCAUUAUAUGGGUAAUAAAUUAAAUACCACACUUGUUUUCAUUAGAUAUAAUUUAUACAAAACUUACAAACUUUUGUUCAGUCAAAUACGGAACAGAGAAAGUUAGUUCAUUUCAUGAAAAUUAUAUUCAUGAAAAAGAGUGAAAGGUUGUGUAUGUGUUAGGUACCUUUACAUGUAGUGCAUUUUUAAUGUAAAUAUGUUGUAUAGCCAUACACAUGUAUGUACUUGUAAUGAAAAAAAUAAUAAAUGAUAAAAUUAUCAUGUUAUUUCCAUUGA
Molecule: messenger RNA, 2369 nt
Organism: Gigantopelta aegis
Lineage: Eukaryota; Metazoa; Mollusca; Gastropoda; Neomphalida; Peltospiridae
Product: serine/threonine-protein phosphatase PGAM5, mitochondrial-like
Exons: 5
Coding region: 114-968 (284 amino acids)
Biological process (GO): positive regulation of mitochondrial fission
Cellular component (GO): mitochondrion
Source: RefSeq, a predicted model, not a curated record